UUUACAAUAAGAUCAUUUUAAUCUAACUAGAAUUAGAGCCACAUGACACAAAGUGAUUAAGUAAACAAAUCUCAGCGUCUCCAUAAUAUGCCACGACACGUGCGCUGAACGUCAGUGUGCCUCCAACAUCGUCGGGCGGGAGGUGUUCGCGCUCCUCAGGAAUGGGCGGGUAAGGCAUGGCGGCUGCGGAUGUUGUAGAGGUGGUGGGCGUGGGGGAGGUGGAGGUGCGCCCACAGCUGGCUUCAUUAACACUUGUACUCUCGGCGCAGAAGAACAGCCUGGAACUAUGUCGAGCUUCUGUGGAAAAACGACGGCCGUACGUUUAUCAGACGCUCUACAACAACAAGGCCGAGGCGGAAGGUGUGACAGAAGAGGAAGAGGUGCAGACAGGCGAGAAUGGUGAGGUCCUGCUUGCGGUGUUUGUGACAGCCAUCUUGCCCGCCGAGGUGGCACGACCCGCUGCCAACACACUCUCGGGAAAGCUUGCCUCGACUGUAACCGUUCAGAAGCUAGUCUACCGGCACUCCUCCACUUCCCUGUCGGAGGCCAGGGUGAAGGCAGGGCGGCGAGCGGCAGAGGAGGCGAGACAGAGGGCGGCAGACAUGGCAGCUGCAGUUGGAGGGAUGCUCGGCCCCUGUCUCACUGUGGUCGAAGACAAAUGCACUCACCUUGCCACCACUCAUGACAGGAGCGAGUCAUGGAUGGUCGACACAGGGCUUAAGCACCAGGAAACACAUGCUCUUACUCCAAUCAUUAUCCAGAGUACCGUAAGAGUCAAGUUCUCGCUACUAUCCUAUGGGGUUCCAAAGUCAAAGAAAAGCUGAUGGUAAUGAUCAUUCCUUGGCACUUGUUUGUGCUAGGAGAUGCUUCCAUAUCUCAAAAAAUAGGACAGAAAGACAAAAAGGGCUAGGUUAAUUAUGAAUGGAUACAGUUUGCAUUAUAAAGAUGAGUUUGUGAAAUAUAUAAUGAUUUAAAAAAAUAAAUAACUUGUGAAAAGGUAAUAAAAGAAAGGAGUUUAUGUAUACAUUGUUAUU
Penaeus chinensis is the source of this 1034-nucleotide messenger RNA. RefSeq lists its product as uncharacterized. The transcript is spliced from 4 exons. Bases 177 to 824 code for a protein of 215 amino acids. The record is from RefSeq and is a predicted model, not a curated record. Gene Ontology annotation, biological process: immune response; canonical NF-kappaB signal transduction. Lineage: Eukaryota; Metazoa; Arthropoda; Malacostraca; Decapoda; Penaeidae.